AUGUCGAAGAAGUGCUUCGUAAUCAAGAGUUGCCUUUACUUCGUCUGCUUCGGGGUCAUAUCCAUUAUGCUAGCUAUAGCGCUUUCUGAUUGGGGGUAUUACGGCCCUGAGCCGAUAUUGAAGGUGUGGAAUGCGAGGAAACAGUCAACAGAGGAAAUGUUGUUAGACAGCACAAACGCUGCAAACGAAUUUAUCUCACCUUCUGUCAAGUCCUUUAUUCGGGCAUCAACAACAGACAAUUCACUGAAAGGUCUCGCUGUGUAUUUGAGCCUCACAAACGCGUGUCAAACACUGGAUGAUGUAAGCAAAGCAAAGAAUCAAGUUCACAAAAUCGCUCUUGUCACACUAAUGCAGAACAAUCAAAGUACAUGUACUUUAGAAGACCUUGCCAAAAAUGUACAAAAUGCAGGUUACUCUCUGUUAAUAUAUUUUUGUGCUACACCGCCUUUUAGAGUGAAGAACAGUAAGAACAAGGUAAUGAUAAUGAUCCCAGUGGCAACGGUGUACGACACCAAUGUAGGUGAGGUAAAGAGAAUCUUUUCCCAUGCAGAUCGAACUGAUGUUGACAUUGCGUGUUUGCCCCCUAAUGGUCAACAAAUAGAUUAUUUGAGGAAAAUGGAGUCUUAUUUAAAAAGACUAUAUUUUUGGUUUCUUAUUGGACCUUUAAUUACUCUUGAGUGGAUGAGACGUACAAGGAAAUUUUGUUGCAUGUCUGACAGUCAAGAAGAGCAACGGGUCGGUGAAGAGCGAGCAACUGAAAACGAAGGAAAUGCUGCUGAAAAUGAAAUUCGAACCAUGGAGGAAGGUGAAAAUGGAACUGAGGAACCGUUGGCCUCAAAUUACCAAGAGUCCAGAGGAAGAAACCCAGGACGCGAAGUUUCGAGCCAAAGCAGUGAGGAACAACCUUUACUUGUUGAAUUUACAAGACUACCACGACGCAAUCGAAGUGUGGUUACGAGUUUCAAAAAGUUCUUUUGCAAAGGGGUGAUGUGUUUUUCUUACCUAAUGCUUUUUAUUGUGGCUCUUCCGAUUUCCAUAUCUUUUGGAUGCUUCUCCUUUUUUAGAUUUGAUCACAGGGUAUUUCCUGCUAUGUUUUUUCUUUUAGAAGACAUGCUUCAAACAUUUUUGUCCAUUGUUCUGUUUUUGUGGUCACCUUUUCAGUUAUUUUGUUUCUUACUGUACAGUCGGUUGGCUUGUACUACCACUUGGGUUGUUCCUAUCACCUUCUUAAAACUUAUUCGUAGCGACUGGUUUGCUUCAAACAUUUCUUUGCUGGUUCUAGCUGUAGUGGUGCCAUUAUGUGCCUCAUUAGGCACAUUUAGUUUUUUCGCAACUUACAACACCGUUUGCACAGUGUGCAAUAUGCUUUUCGUAAUCAUUUUAAACAAGCACAACUUUGUCACGCGAUACGUUUUCUACAUUAGCGUGUGCAUGAUUUUUGCCUAUCUGGAAAGCAGCAUUGUUGCCGUGUUUUAUUUUGUUCUCAAUUCUGAAGGAUCCUUAGACAACUUAAAACUAACUGCCCUUCGCACUGUGGCCAUUGGCCUUACUUUGAAAGUGAGUUUCAGUUCUUCCAUGCACAUUGUAUGGAAACUCAAUAAGCCGACAGAAUCCCUGUUUGAGGGACUUUCGGAGAAGUAAGUUUUGCUGAUUGGAGUUCUCUGAUCAGAGAGUCUACAGUCUCACUGAGAACUGUGGCAAACGGUUUGUGAAUUGAUAAUCAUGUACUUAGCAUAAGCCAAAGUAAACGGUUAGGAUAGGAAAGAUGCUCAUUCGAUCAGCUCACAUCCAAAACCUGUGAGUAAACUAUUUGCUUUGAGCAAAACAAUGGGCUUUUGAAAAAAAAAUCCUGGCUUGCUUUAUUCUUUAAAACAAAACCGAAAGAGUUGCGGGACUUAGCUUCCGCCUUCAACAUGUCACGCGUUUAUACGAAACUGUCACAAUAACUUCAACUCCAAUAAUCCGCAAACGCAAAGGUGAAUACUGAAAAGUUAAAUAUCAGUAACGCAUGGCGGAGCAAUUUCAUUUGAAGCUUUAAAACUAAUUGGUAACAUUUUGCUUGAUUAAACAGGAGUUGGCAGGAGCGAUGGGCUCCUAUAGUUAGGUGUCAAAUUAUAUAACGUAUGUAACCUGUACAGUGCCGGAUCUAGGUAACGGUACAGGGAACACAGCUUUCUCUGGUUGUUACGCCAGUCUAUGGCUACAAUCCCGCUCUGUUUUGAGUUCUUUCGGUGUCGUGUUGAUGUCUUGCACAGUUAAUUUUCACGUAGUACGACCAGCAUUGUAGUAUUCUGUUUGCAGAAUUUAAUAUGUCUACAGGGAACACAGCCCAGAUUAACUUUCUACCAAAAGGCCCAUAAGGCCGACCCCUAAUAAUCAAAAUUUCUGAAUAAGAGUGCCUCCUACCUCCUUAAGGUCGAGAUCCAGCAGGACUACAGAUUAAUCUAGCAGCACGAUUUACUACUCGCUGCAAGUUUUGAAGUGAGAUCUUAGUAAUGCGUGAAGUAGUAGAAACCAAUGUAUCAGUGUAUGUAAUAAGAAGCAGUAAUUUUUCGUGCAACGUUUUGUUUAGAUGUGAGAAGGUGGCACGAAGUCAGACAGCGAGAAAAAAUAAAAAGCAAGAGAGGGAGAGGGGAGAAGGAACCAUCCUUCACUUUCACUCCCUACCCCACCCUAGGCCUCCCUGUUUUUCCUGCUCACCGCGAUUUGUGCCUUUCCCACAAUCUGAACGCCUGGAAUAGGCUAUUGAUAAGGAAACAUAAGUCAUAGUAUUCGUAGUACAAGAAAAUUAUUGCUUGUGGUUGUAUAUAUUGUCCAGUUUAUGAUACUGUUAUAUAAAAUUUCGAGAUCAAAAAAAGUCCCAAGUCGAAUGACUCAGGGUGAUAAAGUAAAACAGUAUUUCUUAUACUAUUAUUAAUAAUAAUUUGAUUCUAAUGAUUUCUUUUUGUUUCUAAUGAUGUAACACUCUUGAUUAAUUCUUUUUUACAUUUUCCCUCUAAUGAUAAGGGUUCAAGAGAUUUGUUGUUUUCAUUUAAGAAUUUUUUUAAAUAAAAUUUUUGUACGUAAAAUGGAUGUGAUGCUUCUUCUAUUAUUUCACCAUCAUCAACCUCGUCCCCAGGGUCUUCUCGCUUUCCAAUAUGGCGGCGGCAGGAGAGAAGACCCUGGCACACAGCAGAAAUCACGUGACUGAUUUGUCCACGGAGAGUGGAAAUUUAUUCAAAAUGGCGGCCAAGAUAAAGAGUGAGAGGAUCUGGGUACGAGGUCUUGAGACUGGUGAAAAACAAACAAAAUGGCGGCAAAGGCAGAACUCAAAAGAAGCUAAAAAUAUGAAAGAAUACACUUACAAGCCACAGGAAUACGGUAGAAUGAUAUAGCGAUCUUAUUUUCUGUUCAAUGACCUUCAUUUGUUUUAAGCCUGAAAGUUCUAGCGCACACGGCUGUCUACAACUUAAUUUCUCGAUACCGACCUUUUUUGUCGUACCCUGAGCGCGCAGAGGUUCAGGUUUCUUCUUUCGUGAAAGGGGGAGCUUUUUCUAACCGUGAGCACAAUUUUUUUCUUCAUGUUAGGAAUUUCGAGAACAGACCUCUGAAGCCAGGGAAUUUUUUGUCAUGACGUGACGCUCUAAGACCUCUUCCGCUCCGAAAUUCAACUAAGCAUUAAAGGGACUGGUUCACGAUAAUGCGCAUGUGUGAGUUCUGACAGUAGCUGAUUGUUUUUCAACCAAUCGGAAGCGAGUUAGAUGCACGUAAGUAGAUUUACAAAAUUCAAAUUAAUUGUUCGCGACGCGAGAGUAUUUCCGGGCAUUUGGUUUGAAUUUAUUUAUCCCCAUAAUUCAAGUUUAUUCUUUGCUACUCCUCAGAUAUAUGUUGCAGCCGAUAAGAAUAAGAUUUACAGCCCUGUCUUGCUUUGAAACAAACAUUUACCAACGUGUAUUUUUACGAGGUCGUACCCACGCUAACAAAACAGUCACCGAUCGGCAAACAAAAUUUGUAAACAAACAUCUUAUUACUGUUCUCUCAGUUCGCCUUAUAUAAACCCAGAAAUACCUACAAAUAGCGCCUGACCGGUGACAAAAACACACAACGUAUGAGUAUAAAGAUUAUCCUUAAUUGAGCAUAAAUUUCAAUUGCUUAUCAGCAAAUGAACAAAUUCAUUCGCUUUGCAUCGGGUCAAUGUUCCGCAAAACAAAUGUUAUCGAGUAGCACACAUAAAGAAACUAGAUUAUAAACAGAAUAUUCAGGCAAUAAUUUAUUGUAAAAACAUCAAUUCUUAAACAUAUACGUUCGUAAAGCAAAGAUACAAGGAACAUUUCAAGUGUACCAGAUCGGUAAAGAUCGCGCGGCCUGUUGCGGUAUAACUACAGGUCGGAGUCAAAAAUCAAAUCAAAGUUGAACGAACUCAUGCCUUUAACCACUUUUCAAGGCUCGUGUAUUCUUUUCGUAUGCCACACACUACUCCUAGAACCAUACCAGUUCGAUAGGUUAAGCUUCUCUAUCUCCAGAGACUCUUGAGAACGUCCUGUUGCCGGACGGCCACGAUGCUUUUCUGAACCUCCAUGAUCUAAACAUUAUUUUUUGCGUCUUCUUAAAACGCAACCAGUCAAACGACACAACCACACGUUAAUCACCACUACCGAAGUAUAACUAGACCAGCCAAAGCGACGGAUGUCCGAAUAAAACGAAGGAUUUUCAAUGAUUGUACCGGUAACGGCGAUUUCGAAUUUAGUGUUGACCCAACAAAUUUAUUCUGAAGAGACAAACGGCGCGCAUGCGCAUUAUCGUGAACCAGUCCCUUUAAAUUGAGUCGCAGACACUUUAAGCACAAGUAGCCCAAGCUCACUAUGAGAGCCCUGAACAACAUUAUCCUACUUAGCUAAUUAAUUAUUCAUACAGCAAGAAAAUUAUAAGACGUUGUAUGGAGAAAUAUUCUUUGCUCACUAAAUUAGCAAAAUGUACAUUGAAUAUCGCUUUGAAGCUUACCUCUAGCGUCUUGUUGUUUUUCUUUGUAUUCUGACUGCAUUUCAGACCUCCUAGGCACUGUUUAAGGCCUUUUUUUGAGCGACAGUUUUUCACCCAGAUGACAGUAGAGAGAAGAGAAGAGAAGGUUGGCAAACCUCUCUUGACCGGCUCCGCUCUCGGCGGCGAUAAAUUCCGUGACAUUUGCGACAUGGAGACAAUUCCGCCAGAAACAGAUGUCCUGAUUAAUUACGCACAUUUUCCAUCAUUCACAUCGCCAAAAUUCCCAUUUCGAAGGUCCUAAAUCGCCAACGAAGUGCGCAAUACACGGCUGAGGUGAGGCGAGUCGAGAGCAGACCCGCAACGGACUCCAACCGUCAUGUCGACAAUUCAAACCGUCGCGGGCUGGCAGGGUCAAAUUGUUCAACCGUCAAAGGACAAUUGGAGCAUUUAGCCUACUGGGCACAGUAGAGCGAUUUCCGUAUGUCCUUGAAAAAUGGUUUCGGUAAGAGUUCGUUAGUUGUUUUGUCAGCCAAUGGUUGAAAAGAACAAAACAUGGACUCUUCGUUUUCCCGCCAAAGAAAACCCUAAUAUGGAGAAGGCAUCGUUCGAUUGACCAAUCGUGUUGCAGUAUGACGUCAAAGCGAUUUCUAGAAAGUUCUUCGGGCAUGAAGUUUUUUUAGCCGAGCGUUCGCUUAACCAACCAAAAGCCAGUUGCGUUUGUAUCCGUUCGAUAAACCAAUCAAAUCGCUCUAUUUCCGUUCUUUUGUUGUUUCUGUUUUGUUCGCACGUUUUCAUUUCAAGGUCAUACGAAAAUCGUUCUAACUGAUUUUUCACUUCUCACAUUGCACUCCGGGGUCGCGGAAGUCAAGCAUCGCGUGUGAUAGUGACAUGUAAUAUCAAAACAUGUCGCGUUGUUAAUGUUUUGAUCCUGUCCCCAAACUUGCUACUUACUGCCACUUGUUGAAAAAGGGAGGAAAAAUAGCUAACAACUGUUUACAGCCGUAGUAAUUCUUAUUGCAAAAUUUUUUUCCAAAUCAUACAUAAAAAACCAUUGUCAAACGCUUUUUAAAAAGAAGAGUAGAGAUCAAAACAUUAACAACGGGACAUGUUUUGAUAUUACAUGUCACUAUCACACCCGAUGCUUGACUUCCGCGACCCCGGAGUGCAAUGUGAGAAGUGAAAAAUCAGUUACUGUGCCCAGUAGGCUAAAUCCUCCAAUUGUCCUUUGACGGUUGAACAAUUUGACCCUGCCAGCCCGCGACGGUUUGAAUUGUCGACGUGACGGUUGGAGUCCGUUGCGGGUCUGCUCUCGACUCGCCUCACCUCAGCCGUGUAUUGCGCACUUCGUUGGCGAUUUAGGACCUUCGAAAUGGGAAUUUUGGCGAUGUGAAAGAUGGAAAAUGUGCGUAAUUAAUCAGGACAUCUGUUUCUGGCGGAAUUGUCUCCAUGUCGCAAAUGUCACGGAAUUUAUCGCCGCCGAGAGCGGAGCCGGUCAAGAGAGGUUUGCCAACCUUCUCUUCUCUUCUCUCUACUGUCAUCUGGGUGAAAAACUGCCGCUCAAAAAAAGUCAGAAUACAAAGAAAAACAACAAGACGCUAAAGGUAAGCUUCAAAGCGAUAUUCAAUGUACAUUUUGCUAAUUUAGUGAGCAAAGAAUAUUUCUCCAUACAACGUCUUAUAAUUUUCUUGCUGUAUGAAUAAUUAAUUAGCUAAGUAGGAUAAUGUUGUUCAGGGCUCUCAUAGUGAGCUUGGACUACCUGUGCUUUAAGCUGAUAAGUUAUCGUCAGUUUUGUUACAGAUCUUCAUGAGGUUUUUGACUAUUGUUUUUCUAUCUGCACAAAUUUUAACUGAACUCUGAUAUGUAAAAAAACAAUUUUUUUUCUGAAAACAAGAACCAGAGAACACUAUUUUGUUAAUAUAAUUUGAGGAAACUUUGGUUGAAAAUUAAACAGUUCCUUGGUCAGUUUGGAUAUUUUGUCACUUGAACUGGUACAGGUAAUAAAAUUAUUGUUAUAAAUCUUCAUCUACUUCACAGUUUUUAGACUUUGUUAUUGGCUUUUGAUAUCUAACCCCAUUCACAGUGCUUCCAGGCAAUAGAGAUAGGGGCCUUAUUUAAUCUAGCAAAGACGGUGGUAUUAGUUCCCCACAAAAAAAAAUGCCAAGUGAAAAAGCCCAAGUACAAGAAGGUUGGAGGUCAAGCAGCCGAGGAUCAAAAACAAAUCCGAACUUCCAGUUGGUGAAUAAAUCAUCCUGGAUCGGUCCACAGAAAGCUUUACAGUUUUCAUUGAUUUAUACAGUCUCUUAUUUAUUAGUGAAGAAUAAGAAAAUAAUAAUAAUAAUAAUAACUGUUUAUUCACAAAUCCAAAUCGGAAAGUGAAAAGGAGAUAAAAGAGGUUAUCCCUUUCUAGUUUAAGGUGGGAUGGGGGUUAAAAAAGAUGGGGGCUUAUUGUUAAAACUUUCUUUCACUGAAAAGGAGGGCUUAUUUGAGAGAGGGGGCCUUAAUAGAGGAUUUAAGAUGUUGUUAUUAUUGUUUUUUUUUUGCCUCUCAGAUGUAAAAAAAAGCAUUAACCCCGCUUUAAUAGCUAGCAAAAGGUGAAGAGUGUUUCCAUUGUUUGUAAUAUAGCAAUUCAAAAUGUAUUCUCCACUUUGAAAUAGAUUUGAUUUUCAGAGCAAAAACUUCCUUAAUCCCUGACUUUGGUUUAUUUGACAUAUUACUUGGGGCUACACUUUGCCAUGUCAAUGUGCAAAUUGACCAAAGGCUAGACUCCAGUUCAAAAAUUUGAUAGUCCUAUCUGAGUCAUGUGCACAGUAAGAGUUCCUAUCUCAUUUGGAGAUAAUAGAUGUUUUAAGUCAAACACGCUUUGCUCGUCAGAUGGGCCCUUUCGUACUCUAAUUGAGACAUGACUUGGUAGCGGUGUGCUGAUUAUCAAUCAUAAUCUAUAAAGCAUCAGAAACCUAAAGCAAAGUGAGUAUUGCUUAUACAAAUGUUCAGUUGAUUGUUGUGGAAAAUUCACAAAAACAUUGUUGACAAAUACGGACAUUAAUACACCUGUGUUGUCUUUUUGAUGGGCUCUUAAUGUAGUUUAUAUGAUGUUUAGUUGGUUUAACUAUGUGACAGAUAAGCCUCUGCUUGCAGGGUAGGUUUUUUGUUUUGUUCACUUACAAAAUUAUUUUCAGUGUUGAAAGUGGCACACAGGGGGCACAAAACUAUAAUCUACUAUAAUCGAUUAUCAGUUUAAUAGUUGGGUUAAUCUGAUUAUUUCUGACGAUAUGAUUAUAAUACAGACACUAUUACUAAGACUAACCAACUCCUUAAAGUAGACUUUGAAAGUAUUUAAGCCAGCACAUCUAACAGCUGCAACCUCACACCGCAACACCUAAACAAGAUAAAAGCCUUGCCUUGUCCCUGUGUGGCAUUUUCCCAGGCCUUAAUUCUUGGUCAAUUCAUUUCGGUGACUUAUCUUAGGCAAACUGGAGGGAAACUGUUUCACUAUUUCGCUUGGGACCACGUGACCUAAAACUCAUUGGCCAUGACUAGGCAACUAAAAAGCUCACUAUGCUAAUGGGGACUCUGGCACAAAACACUUCAAAAAGCCUUUGCAUCUCGACAUGAAAAAUCCCAUGAUCGAGAUGCUCCAGGCCCCUUCCGCUCUUGUUUAUUCAGUGGAUAGUGAUAUAUGCACCCUUUGAAGUAGUUUAUUUUUUUAAAUCCAAGGUUUAGAACUGAAUUAUAGCUGCUUCACAAUCAUACCCAGCUGGUGUUGGAAUACUACAGUACAAGCCACUUUUUCACCUGGUCCACAAACCCCCUUUUCAAGGAUAUAGUGACAAGAACAUCAUGCAGUGACAAGAACAACAUGCACACUUAGCCUGCAGUAAUUAGAAGCUCAAUUGACAGGUUUUAGUUUGACAGAAAACAUAUUUAUCUUGGGGUCACUGUCACCCCAUGUCUGGAAUCUGGGAAAUUUUUCUCUUGGAAUCUGGAAUAAAGGUCCUAAAGUACUCUGGAUCCCACUUAUAACUGGAAUCCGGAAUCCAUGUUCCACUGACAAAGAAUCCAGAAUGCGGUAUCCAUGGCGCAAAAUUGAGAAUCCAAGACUGUCAGAUUUCCUUGAAUGGGCUGAUCACUGUUUUCAACUUGAUAAAAUAAAAGACAUCAUGUGCUUUCAUUUAUUUUAUUUUUGCAACUAGAAAGAAAUCCCACAAGCUUCAAUACAUCAAUAUGUAAGUUUUUCAUUUCUGAGAAAGGAAACAGUUUAUUUUCCCAAUGUCUCUGUAUUUAGCUGUAUUUUACUGCCAAUGAAAUGAGUAAACAAUAAUAAAUUAUCAUUAUUGUGACACUAAAAACUGAAUAAAUGAAAAGUCAGGAUUAAAAAUAUCAAAUGAUAGCGACACUAUGUUUGGCUUCAAUUUUUAGUUUUGUUUCGACAUCUGCCUCUCUCGCUCCUCGUCCCCCUUCAAAAUCACAGUGGAAAAAUUAAAAGAAGGCCAGGUUAGGCCCAUGAAUGUUACGAUCAAAUGAAAAGAAUGUUUCACUUGACAAAAAACUGCUGAGACAAAGCGCAGAUUAUGCAAGAUUUCCGUAUAACCACAUACAUUAAUAAUAUUAAGCAUACAGCUUUUGUUCAAAGAAAACAAAAGGGAGAACAAUACUACACCUUUGCAACGGGCAGCUAAAUUUAUUGAUAAGCUGAAGCCUUGCAAGUAUUCUUUCACCAAUCGGGAAUUAAAGAAACAAAUCUUUAGUAAUUUUCGGAACACACAAACCAAAUAGCACCAGUAACAGAAAUACCUCUACGCGUUAUAAUAUUCCCAGCGAUUACCAGAUAUCACUAUAUUCGAAUCUUUGCCUUCCAACGGCAUAGUCACAGUUUUCCGAACAAUCAGACCUGAAUUCUGUCCACCUUUUAGGUCUCAAACACUGAAGAAAAUACUUCUCAGCCUCUACGAAGCCCUCAAAGGUUAACCAUCUUUGUUUUGGAAGGAAUAAACCAAUGAGAGCGCACGUAUGAACGCGCUAUGAAAUGCACCAAUCAGCGAUCGUUUUAGUUCGCUGUGUGCCAGGGUCUUCUCUCCUGCCGCCGCCAUAUUGGAAAGCGAGAAGACCCUGGGGACGAGGUUGCACCAUCAUCAUCACGAUAAACAAAUUUUCUCGUAUUAGCGACUGGUUUGCUUCAAAUAUUUCUUUGCUGGUUUUAGCUGUAGUGGUGCCUGUAUGUUCCUCAACAUACAAUUUUGGCUUUUUCGUAUCUUACAACGCCGUUUACACAAUUUGCAAUCUGCUUUUCGUAAUUAUUUUCAAGCACAAGUUUGUCACGUGCUACACGUUUUCUACAUUAGUGUAUGCAUGUUUUUUGCGUAUCUGGAAAGCAGCAUCGUUGCCGUGUUUUAUUUUGCUCUCACUUCAGAAGGAUCCUUAAACAAUUUAAAACUAACUGCCCUUCGCACUGUGGCGAUUGGCCUUACUUUGAAGGCGAGUUUCAGUUCUUCCAUGCACAUUAUACUUACUAAGCCGACAGAAUCACUGCCUAAGGGACUUUCAGAGAAGUAAACGAACCUUCCCGAGGUAAUUUUUCUGAUUGAAUUUUCCGGAGUCCACGGUCUCAUUGAGAACUUGGACAACUAAAAUCUGAAUGAAAAAGGUAGUAAGCGCGGGGUGGACGAUGGGAAGAGAGGAAAGUCUCCCGGCCUUCCCAUUAUCCCUACCGCCCGUUCUUUUUUUUACCCUCUUCUCAGACUUCCUACGACGCAAAGAGGCCUGGCCGAAGAGAGGGUAACACGUAAAUCAACCACAACCAGUUUAUCUGAUAAAUACUAGAGAACAGAUAUUCUUGAUGUAGCAGGUUAUAUAAAAGUGACAUAAAUCAAAGUAUUCGUAGUACAGGACAAACAUUGCUUGUGUUUUAAAAGACCUUGUUUUAACUGUACGUUCAACGAUUGGUAUUUGCAAAUGCAGAAGAUAGAGACUUACCAAUCUUUGCAGUUUAUAUUGUUUUUAUCGACAUAAAUUGCAAAGUACCUGAGUUAAAAAAGUGGCUCAAUAAAAUUUAGUUUCAUUAUUUUCCUAUGCUUAGUACAUGUUCAUUUGAACUUGGAUCCCAAGAAUUUGGACGACUAUGUACGAGACUGUAGUUGAUAUAUGUUUUUUUUAACCAACAAUUUGUUAUUGAACAGAAACAAUCCGUCAAAUCUGUGUGUUACUUACCCCCUUGUAACAAUCAUCGAAUUGCCACAUUCUAAUUAAGUCAUGUCUCUUAUGAGACCUGAAUUUUCGUGCAUUUAGCCAAGUAUUCACCGAUAGUAAGUGAGAUAAAAGUUGAAAGCACUCACCAGACCGCUACAAGAUUACAACCCAUAAAACGGUCAUACAUCGGCCCAUGGACCACAAAGGAGAGACGUAACACACAUUUUAAUUAAGGUAAGCUGUUUUUAAUUGAAAUACUUUAAUUUUCAUAGGCUACAGAAAAGAUAGGUUUUAUUCCCAUACAAAUCCAUAUACUUCGAAUGUUACGCUACAAUGCCGAUACUCAUAUUUCGAACUUGGGUAACCUGUGGUCUUCUUGCCAAGAAGUGACCGCAUUAGCCUCGCUUUCGCGCUAAAACAAGCACUCGCCCUAGGCCGCCCGGGAAUACGAAGCUUGCUUAUUUGUAUUCCUGAUAAAUUAGGGGUUUCAGUUGCGCACAGCGCUAUACAUCAAACAUGUCUAGAACUGACUGGCUUUUAGUUAUUCUAAUGUGCCUGUCGUUUUGCAUUUUCCUUGAAUCGCUAAUCGUACCUAUUAUUAAGUUUGUUGCGCCCAGUGUGGAGUUCGGCCCGCGUGAACAAACCGCAACGUUGACACUUUAUCCUCGAGAUGAAGAAACGGUUGUGCAUUUCGAACUCAGUGACGUCGCUAGUCCUGACUCGGCACCGUCACUUGAGACCGUAAUUCAACUUUGUCAGGGAAGUGAUGGAGUGCGUUUAAGGGUCUGGCCUUGUAUUCAAACCUCACGAAUGGAUGUGAGCCGAUCCAUGAUGUGCGCAGUAAGAUACAAGUCCACAAAAUCGCCCUUGUCACAGUUGUGA
Molecule: messenger RNA, 12024 nt
Organism: Porites lobata
Lineage: Eukaryota; Metazoa; Cnidaria; Anthozoa; Scleractinia; Poritidae
Source: the annotation of a GenBank genome assembly